Molecule: messenger RNA, 642 nt
Organism: Talaromyces rugulosus
Lineage: Eukaryota; Fungi; Ascomycota; Eurotiomycetes; Eurotiales; Trichocomaceae
Exons: 2
Coding region: 1-642 (213 amino acids)
Source: RefSeq, a predicted model, not a curated record
AUGGACCGCGGCUUGAACGAACUGCUCAAAUGGGGCGUCGAGAAUUCCGGUGCCUCCAGGCAGCCAACAGAUCCCAGCGAUCCUUCAAUAGUGCCGCCGCCGACGACGCGCGGUCUGAAUGAGGAUGCUUUGAAAGCGUUAAUGGGCGGCCCAUCCGAUGCCGAUCUCAUGAGGGAAUCCAUGGCUGCCUUGCUUUCGGACGAACUCGACCUGGACAACAAGAUGGUUGCGUUUGACAACUUCGAACAGCUGGUCGAAACCAUAGACAAUGCCAACAAUAUGGAGCCUCUUGGCCUAUGGACGCCUCUUGUUGGCCUUUUGGGACACAAAGAAGCCGACAUGAGGCGCAUGGCUGCAUGGUGCAUUGGAACUGCAGCGCAAAACAAUGAAAAAGCCCAAGACAAGGUGCUUGUCAUGAAUGCUCUCCCUACUUUAGUAUCUCUUGCGACUACCGACUCGGACAGCAAAGUUCGCCGGAAAGCCAUCUAUGCCCUUUCAUCUGCCGUCCGCAAUUACCAACCCAACAUGAAUGAAGUACUGUUACACCUGCCGGCGGAUUUUAAACCAGCAGAGACCGUCGAUUCGGGGGACAUGGCUGCGAUUGAUGCGAUUAUGGAAAAACUGAGAAACGCGCCUUCAUGA